Messenger RNA from Oryza sativa Japonica Group (Japanese rice), 2088 nucleotides. NCBI's taxonomy places the organism in Eukaryota, Viridiplantae, Streptophyta, Magnoliopsida, Poales, Poaceae. The record is from RefSeq and is a predicted model, not a curated record.
CAGACCUCACUCUCCUCAGCUCAGCUCAGGCUCAGCUCCUCUAUUAAUUCCUCCCCGACCACACAGCACCAACCAACUAAACCACCACCACCACCACCCCCCGCCGAGACAGUGACACUCUCCUUCCGCGGCAAUGGCGGCGGCGGGCGGUGCUGUGCUGCUGCUGGUGCUGGCGACCGCGACUUCGGUGACAGGGCAGCAUGACUACAGCGACGCGCUCCACAAGAGCAUCCUGUUCUUCGAGGGCCAGCGCUCCGGCCGCCUGCCACCCGACCAGCGCCUCCGCUGGCGCCGUGACUCCGCCCUCAACGACGGCGCCACCGCCGGCGUGGACCUGACGGGAGGGUACUACGACGCCGGCGACAACGUGAAGUUCGGGUUCCCGAUGGCGUUCACGGCGACGCUCAUGUCGUGGGGGCUGAUCGACUUCGGGCGGAGCUUCGGGGCGCACGCGGCGGAGGCGAGGGAGGCGGUGCGGUGGGCGACGGACUACCUGAUGAAGGCGACGGCGACGCCCAACACGGUGUACGUCCAGGUCGGCGACGCCUUCCGCGACCACUCCUGCUGGGAGCGCCCCGAGGACAUGGACACCCCGCGCACCGUCUACAAGGUCGACCCCUCCCACCCCGGCUCCGACGUCGCCGCCGAGACCGCCGCCGCCCUCGCCGCCGCCUCCAUCGUCUUCCGCGACGCCGACCCCGACUACUCCAACCGCCUCCUCGACCGCGCCAUCCAGGUGUUCGAGUUCGCGGACAAGUACAGGGGCCCAUACAGCAGCAGCCUGCACGCGGCCGUGUGCCCCUGCUACUGCGACUACUCCGGCUACAAGGACGAGUUGCUGUGGGGCGCGGCGUGGCUGCACAAGGCGUCGCGGCGCCGGGAGUACCGCGACUACAUCAAGCGGAACGAGGUGGUGCUCGGCGCCAGCGAGGCCAUCAACGAGUUCGGCUGGGACAACAAGCACGCCGGCAUCAACGUCCUCAUCUCCAAGGAGGUCCUGAUGGGGAAGGACGAGUAUUUCCAGUCGUUCCGCGUGAACGCCGACAACUUCAUCUGCACCCUCCUCCCCGGCAUCUCUAAUCAUCCCCAGAUCCAGUACUCCCCAGGUGGGCUGCUGUUCAAGGUGGGCAACAGCAACAUGCAGCACGUGACGUCGCUGUCGUUCCUCCUCCUCGCAUACUCCAACUAUCUCAGCCACGCCAACGUCCGCGUCCCCUGCGGCACCUCCUCCGCCUCCCCCGUCCAGCUCCGACGCGUCGCCAAGCGCCAGGUGGACUACAUCCUGGGCGACAACCCGCUGCGGAUGUCGUACAUGGUGGGUUACGGGUCGAGGUACCCGCUGCGGAUCCACCACCGGGGGAGCUCGCUGCCGUCGGUGGCGGCGCACCCGGCGCAGAUCGGGUGCAAGGCCGGGGCGACCUACUACGCCAGCGCGGCGCCCAACCCGAACCUCCUGGUGGGCGCCGUGGUGGGCGGGCCCAGCAACACCAGCGACGCGUUCCCCGACGCGCGGGCCGUGUUCCAGCAGUCCGAGCCCACCACGUACAUCAACGCCCCGCUCCUCGGCCUCCUCGCCUACUUCUCGGCCCACCCCAACCUGGCCCAGUCCGAUCUCCUCUACGACUGAAAAUCUGACGGCCCAACACAAGUGGCCUUCCCCGUUUUGCAUUGGCCGUAGUGGGCCGAUUUGAUCGAGUAAUUGGUUAGUAAUUUAGUAUUGAUCCUGUAGCGUGUGCCGAUCCUUUCCUGUAAAAAAUGGCAGGAACGGGGAUUGGUCGUAGCGUGGUUGUAUGCACUGUACCCUAGCAUUUUAGUAGCAAUUUAGCGUAUGCUGGAUGCGAUGUCUUAUUGGCAUCAGAUGUCCAUCCGGCUAUGCGAUGCAUUCUGUUCGGCUAUCUACUCUAAGCAUCCUUUGUCAAGUGUCAAGGGGGCCGGAAUUAGUGCCAGGAUUAAGCUUUAAGCUAAGCAUAUCUGUAACGUCGUCGUCCACAAGACAUGUCAUGUGCAGCAUUGGGCCUUUUUCCGGCUUUUGGGAUUACUCCUCGCUGGAAUCCAAAGCUUUGCUUGAAGCAGGCAGCUAUUCUCGUA